This is a messenger RNA of Hyaloscypha bicolor E, 1997 nucleotides long. RefSeq names its product cytochrome P450. The record is from RefSeq and is a predicted model, not a curated record. Gene Ontology annotation, molecular function: heme binding; iron ion binding; monooxygenase activity. NCBI's taxonomy places the organism in Eukaryota, Fungi, Ascomycota, Leotiomycetes, Helotiales, Hyaloscyphaceae. The transcript is spliced from 3 exons. The coding region runs from base 1 to 1620 and encodes 539 amino acids.
AUGGCAAUCUUGUUGCUUUUCGAAUCUGUGUUACUGUUGUCCCUGGCAUACAUAUUUGUCAUCCGACCCAUUUUCUUCUCCCCCCUCUCUAGGAUACCGAGUGCGCACUUUACGAGUCACUUCUUAAAUGGCUGGAUUAUCUGGCAACGAUAUCUAGGCCGAGAAACUAAGGCCAUUCAUGACGCACAUCGGCGCCUGGGUCCAAUCGUCAGGUUAGGCCCAAGAGAGCUCAGCGUGAAUUCCGCCGAUGCGCUCAGAGUCAUUUACAGCGACCGAUUUGAUAAGGAUGCGUUCUACCACGCUUUUGCUAAUUAUGGCGUACCAAACAUGUUUUCCAUGAUAGAGAGAAAACCCCAUGCAGGGAGGAAGCGUAUGUUCUCAAAUAUCUACAGCAAAUCAGCUCUUCAGUCAUCCCAAGUCAUUCGAGAUUUGUCCCGAGAAAUCGUCAUCGAGCGGUUGCUCCCGAUCAUCGAGACAGCUGCAGUACAAGGGGGCUUCCUCAAUGUACUGGAAUAUAACUUUGCCGUCUACAUGGACUUCAUUAGCGCCUUUAUCUUUGGCCUGCAAAAUAGUGCAAAUUUCUUGCUAGAUUCGGAAGCUCGAGAAAGAUGGCUCGUGAAACGAAAGAUCGCCAAGGGAUAUGGUUUCUGGUCAAUGAAUUUCCCUCUUCUCACAACUUUCCUCACGAAACUUGGUAUUAAUCUCGAACCCCCGGAGGUCAAUUGUGCAUUGGACGAAAUCAAACAACCAUGUCUUGAAAUGCUUCAGAAGGUUGAGGCUUCUUCAGAAGUUCGCCCGAAAGGGUCACGGAAAGAUCAAAAAGAUGACAUUUGGACGAAGCCGGUUGUUUAUGAUCAACUUCUCAGCCAGCUCAACUCUUCAGACGACAAAACACCACCACCCCCUCUUCCAAAGUCUCAACUUCGACUAGUUGUCGCCUCUGAACUCAUGGAUCAUAUACUAGCAGGCACAGAGACGAGUUCCUGGACCCUGGCCUAUCUGAUGCACGAGCUUUCCCAGCGUCCUGAUCUCCAAUCCUCCCUCCAAAAAGAAAUGCUUUCUCUGUCCCCUCCCAUACUCUAUCCCUCCUCUAUAUUGACCCAGAAGUCCUCUUUAUAUCCCGCUUCCGAACUGCCGUCUCCGCGAUCCAUCGAUAGCCUCCCCCUCCUGGAUGCCAUCCUUCUGGAAACACUUCGUCUCCGUCCCUCAGUCCCAGGUUCCCAGCCCCGAAUAACACCACCAAGUGAGCCACGCUCUCCCAUCUCGAUUUGCGGAUAUAACAACAUCCCGGCUGGUAUUCGGGUCAGUGCGCAAGCGUAUUCUCUGCACCGGAAUGAGGAAGUGUUCCAGGAGCCGGAGAUGUGGAGACCGGAGCGAUGGCUGGAAGUUACUCAAGAUGAAAGGGACGAGAUGAUGCGGUGGUUCUGGGCGUUCGGAAGUGGUGGGAGGAUGUGUAUUGGAAAUAACCUUGCGGUGAUUGAGCUGAAGAUUGUUGUGGCUGCAAUAUAUACGAAUUAUACGACGAAAAUUAUCGAUGAUGGGGAUAUCGAGCAGCUGGAUGCGUAUAGUGCUGGACCGAAGGGUGACAAGUUGAUCUUACAAUUCAAGAAAGUUCGAUGAGCUCCAAGCUGGGCACCUUUCUUUUCGGCCUUUCUUUUCAGACUUUCUUCCCCGCAAUAAUGAAUGGCACGUCCUUAUACACGGCAAGAUGACCUGAAGUGCUCAAUUCUGAGACUGAUAGAGCCAAGCCCUGAUCUUUGCUCCUCCCAUCCAAACCUUCUAUAGAGUUCGUCAUUCCCAAGCGGUCAAACAUCUCCAGAUCGUCUCUAAAUUCGACAUCCGGGCCUCCGCUAUAAUUCGUCCCGAAUUGAGGUAACCAAGUUUUUCGGUUCUCGACAGUUCCAUCACUGUACGUCCUGGACGGAUAACCCCAGUAUUUCACAGCAGGGAAGAUAUCGCGAAACAGUGCCCAGAUUGCAGGGAGGUUCGUGACAUAG